This is a messenger RNA of Pseudogymnoascus verrucosus, 573 nucleotides long. RefSeq lists its product as uncharacterized. Gene Ontology annotation, biological process: attachment of spindle microtubules to kinetochore. Gene Ontology annotation, cellular component: mitotic spindle; DASH complex. Bases 80 to 385 code for a protein of 101 amino acids. The transcript is spliced from 2 exons. The record is from RefSeq and is a predicted model, not a curated record. NCBI's taxonomy places the organism in Eukaryota, Fungi, Ascomycota, Leotiomycetes, Thelebolales, Thelebolaceae.
CGACAGUUAGAUUCACCUCUGUGCACACUGCGAAACUCUCCAACCGCUCAGUAGAGACAAUCCAGUCCUCUCACAAACGAUGACCACCGACCUCAAUGACGCGACUGCGUCUCUCUCCCUCACAAGUCCCCCGGGACCAGACGACCUCUCCCCUCUCGAACAGGACGUCUUGGAGGAGUAUGAGCGCCUGGCUGACAAUAUGAAGAAGCUCGCAUCCCUCCUUGACGGGUUGGCAGGCGCACCGACCGCUGAAAUUCUGGAUGGACUGCUACAGUUGGAACGCAAAACAAGCUUGGUGUUUACACUCCUGAAGGCGAGCGUGUACAGUAUUGUGCUACAGCAGGAGAUUUACUCUGGCGAUCAAGGUGCUGGACAGGAUCACUAAGGGCUAAUUCUGGAGAUUGGCUCCUGGGAAGGCGUGGGCUGAGGGAAUGGGAGUUAUGGCGUUAAGGAUACCCAGGAUUGCUGGUGUGAGAAUGAAUAAAGGCACAAAAUAAAUGACCGGGCAGCAGUGGCUUCUUAUCUUAUAUAUACUACAAAUUCGCUAUACAGUACCACCUCUAAACGUAUCAG